GUUCAUUAGAAAACUAAAGGUUGGAAUUGCCAUUCUCUUUUUCCCCUGCGAAGGGGACGGCUAUGGCGCUGUGCAUCCCAGCCGCAGCGUCAUCGUCGCAAUCCAGCUAUGGCGUGGCGUCCUCCCAGCAUCAGCAGCAGCAGCAGCGCCUGGUAAUCUUCUCUCAGAGGCAACGCGUCGAUCUCCGCCAUGCGCGAUCCAAAACCCCCAAGCUCGUCUUCGCCGCGGCGGCAUCGUCAGGUCUGUUCGCCGCCAGGAUGGCUGGGCCGCGGUCGAGAUUCGUGCCCCGCCAGGCAUCCGCGUCCAUGGAGCUAGACGAUGGAAGCAGCGGCGGCGGCGGCAAUGGUUCCACAGGGGGCUAUGGCGGCGGCUCUGGCGGCGGAGACGAUGGUUCCAGCAGCGAUAAGAACAGGACAGAGGCAUUGCUCGCGCUGGCCAGCCUUGGGAGAUCGCUCGACAACAUCCCGCGAGACCUGGCUUACGCGAUCCAGGAUGGAAGGGUGACAGCGGCCAUUGUGGAGAGAUUUGUGCUGCUGGAGAAGACCCCGCUGCGAGGAUGGCUGCUCCAGUUCAGUGGGUUCACGGAGAGACUCCUGGCCGACGAUUUGUUCCUCACCAAGGUGUUCAUCGAAUGCGGUGUGGGGAUUUUCACCAAGACUGCGGCAGAACUGGAGCGACGCAAGGAGAACUUCUCCAAGGAGUUGGAUUUCGUGUUUGCAGACAUUGUGAUGGCACUGAUUGCCGACUUUAUGCUUGUUUGGCUUCCUGCUCCGACAGUGUCCUUGCGCGCAGCGCCUGCAAUGGAGGCUGGCAAGCUCGCAAAGUUUUUCUAUGGAUGUCCAGACAAUGCUUUUCAGGUUGCCAUCAGAGGGACUUCUUACUCUCUACUGCAGCGGAUGGGAGCUAUUGGGAGAAAUGGAGCAAAGCUUUUAGGUGUUGGAGUUACUGCAUCUCUGGUUGGCACAGCGGUAACGAAUGGUCUCAUCAGUGUGAGAAAGUCACUGGACAAGAACUUCGCUGGUGAGGCUGAAGAUGUGCCGAUUUUCUCUACAAGUCUGGCAUAUGGCGUUUACAUGGCAGUGUCGAGUAACUUGCGGUACCAAAUUUUGGCUGGGGUGGUGGAGCAACGGAUUUUGGAGCCAAUGCUUCACAACAAAAAGCUUGCCCUGAGUGUACUCUGCUUUGCGGUCCGAACAGGCAACACGUUUCUGGGCUCCCUUAUGUGGGUAGAUUAUGCUCGAUGGGUUGGUGUUCAGAAAAUACGUGAAUGAUCUUGUUGAACAAGACGUGGUCUGAAGAAGCAAAUAGAAAUUGAAAUUGCACAAUCAAUGCUCUAGGAUAUUCUUAAAAUUAUUAAUAUAUUAUUAAGAUAUGUGAAAUGAAAUACAAUGUUGUAAA
Molecule: messenger RNA, 1398 nt
Organism: Selaginella moellendorffii
Lineage: Eukaryota; Viridiplantae; Streptophyta; Lycopodiopsida; Selaginellales; Selaginellaceae
Product: protein RETICULATA-RELATED 4, chloroplastic
Exons: 8
Coding region: 63-1271 (402 amino acids)
Source: RefSeq, a predicted model, not a curated record